CCUGGGUCAGGCGCGGGGACGCCGGCGCGGAGAAGGCGGGCUCGGGCCGGUUCGCCCUGCGUGGCACCGCGAGGGCCCCGUGGUCAGGGACAGCUGUGGUCAGCCCGGACCUGCGCUUCCGGCGGAGCGGCCUGGCUGAGGUCAGCACCCGGCAGGCUCUGAGCUCCCUCCCCUACCGGCGGCUGGCCCUGGGGUCCAGCCCCAAGGGGUCGGUGAGUGCUUGGAGGAGUGGGGCGGAGGGCAAAGCCUGGAGGAGCCCGCGGUGCAGACCAGGAACGCGGGCCACUUCGCAAGGUGGCCGCCUGGUAGGCAGGCGCCGGGUGACGCCUGGCACAGCGUGGGUGCCUCUUCGGUGUUUGCAGCACGAAUGAAGGCCAGAGGGGCUGGGCGGGAUGCCGUCCCCCGGGCUGGCCUCACCCUGCAGAAGCCCGUGCCACUGCCGCUCCUGUGGGCCACGUACGCUUGUUUGUUUUAAUGCGGUCGGAGGGCUGGAACCCAGGGUGCCUACCAGUGAGCUCCACCCUUUUCAUUUUGAGGCAGGGUCUCGCUAAGUUCCCCGGGGCCUCAAACUCGAUCCUCCUGCCUCAGCCUCUGGAGUAACUGGGAUUACAGGGAUGCCUGAAGGGCCGUCUGUGAGGAAGUUUCACCGUCUGGCCUCUGCCUUCGUGGGCCAGCAGGUGCUCAAGACGGGGGGCAGCAGUAAGAAGCUGUGUCCCGCCACCCUGCAGUCCCUGUGGCUUCAGGAUGCGCAGGUACAUGGAAAGAAGUUGUUCCUUAGAUUCGAUGCAGUUGUGGGUGCAGAUGCAGAUGAAGAGGCAGGGGCCCCCGGCAGCAGCCAGCCACCGGAGCCUCUGCAGAAACGAGCACGGAGAGAGGCGGCUGUGGACCCAGCGCCAGAGCCCAGUGAACAGAAAACUGGUGAUGGAUCGUCCCGGUCCUCAGAGCUGCUUCCCAGGGGCCCUGGUGGCCUGGUGGGGGACAGCCCUACAGCAGGGGCCCAGCGGUGGCUGCAGGUCCACUUCGGUUUGUUUGGUAGCGUCUGGGUGAACGAGUUCUCCAGAGCAAAGAACGCCAACAAGAGAGGAGACUGGCGAGAUCCGGUGCCCAGGCUGGUCCUGCACUUUGGCAGUGGUGGAUUCCUGGCAUUUUAUAAUUGCCAGAUGUCAUGGAGCCCUGCCCCAGCGAUCGAGCCUCGCUGUGACAUCUUGUCCGAAGAGUUCCACCGAGGACAGGCCUUGGAGGCUCUGGGUCAGCCGCAGCCCGUGUGCUACACACUCCUGGACCAGCGAUACUUCUCAGGGUUAGGAAACAUCAUUAAGAAUGAAGCUUUGUACAGAGCCAGGAUCCAUCCUCUCUCCCUUGGCUCACUCCUGAGUCCCUCGUGUCUGGAGACCCUCGUGGAUCACGUGGUGGAGUUCAGUGCAGACUGGCUCCGGGGCAAGAUCCAGGGCCAGCGGCAGCACACGCAGGUCUACCAGAAGGAACAGUGUCCAGCUGGACACCAGGUCCUGAGGGAGGCAUUUGGGCCCCCUGGCGGCCUCCAGAGGCUUACGUGGUGGUGCCCGCAGUGUCAGCCCCAGCUGCCACCCAAGGAGCUGCAGCAGCUCCCGUCCUAAGUCCCCAGGGCCCUUCCUCACGAUCUCAGGCCACGGGGACUGUGAUUCCUCAGGCGUGAACUGGACUGGGGCGGGUGCCGAGGAGCGCGUGGGCCAGGAGGUGGUGGUGUCACUGUUCCUCCCACUGGCUGAUAUAUGAGGCACAGAUUCCAUAGGGGUAGGUUUUUCCCUUUUCUAGUUCAGAUCGUUCUUCCUGUCUAGUUCUAACGUGAAAGGUGAAAGAAAUCUUGAUAGUGAAUGAAGAGAAAGGAUGUGGGUGUUUUGUUUUGGAAACUUUGGUUGAUUUGAAGGCCUUCCAUUUUGAAUAGGAAAACAGAAUUUUCUUCCUUUGUUCCCCGAGAGAUCCAGGGAAGAGGAAAAAGCAACAGGACAAGAGGACUGGGUCAGCCUCCUGCCUGGCUCUUUCCCUCGGGAUGGAGAUGCCAGGGCGGCCGGCCACCUUCCUGGAGUGCCCACUGGCCUUUAGAGAAAAGCUAUUUGUUUAGUCCUUUAGCGGCUGCAUUUCUGACAUGUGGAGCAUUUCAGGAAUCAAGACACAAAUACUUCAUCAGGUUGUUGGCAAUAGUUGAUGAAACCAGGGCAGUGACCUGAAAAUAAAGCUCUUUGUCAUUU
Molecule: messenger RNA, 2228 nt
Organism: Chinchilla lanigera (long-tailed chinchilla)
Lineage: Eukaryota; Metazoa; Chordata; Mammalia; Rodentia; Chinchillidae
Gene: Neil2
Product: nei-like DNA glycosylase 2
Biological process (GO): base-excision repair
Cellular component (GO): nucleus
Molecular function (GO): zinc ion binding; DNA-(apurinic or apyrimidinic site) endonuclease activity; DNA N-glycosylase activity
Source: RefSeq, a predicted model, not a curated record